Molecule: messenger RNA, 675 nt
Organism: Rotaria sp. Silwood2
Lineage: Eukaryota; Metazoa; Rotifera; Eurotatoria; Philodinida; Philodinidae
Source: the annotation of a GenBank genome assembly
AUGGAUGCCAUAGAAAUCUUAUGUGUCAUUCAUGAUUUAAGACAAUUGGACUCAGUCUUUAUUUAUUCUUCUGAACAACAAUAUGAAGGUUUACUAGAGAAAUAUUCCAAAAUUAUCGGUACCUUUAAUCAAUACAUAGAUUUAAUACAAUCGAUUCAAGACAAUAUCGACUUAGCUGUUCAGCAAUCAGAAUCAUUCAGAUUCUAUGAGCAACGUCAGAAAUCCACGCGUGACUUAUCGAAAGAAGCCGGUGCAUUUCUCUGGUUACGUAUAUUCAAAGAUGUCGUGUUAAACUUGCCACAUGACAAACAAGCAAAAGAUGAAAUGAUUGAAAAACUAAGAUUAUAUUAUCGUAAUAAUAAAAAACAAUUGAAAAAUAUUGAGGAAUUUGAUCGUGAAUACCAAUCUGAAAAUAGUAUUCGAUGGUAUACGGGACAACCAUUUUUAUACAAACAACUAAAUCGAGCUUUGCGUACUGAAGAUAUUAAUCUUCUAUAUACAUUUCGUUAUUUCAUUUACGAUCUUUGUAAACAACUUGAACAAGAGUUUCAACAACAACAAGAAGAUUUCGAUUCGAUAAUUCUAUUGUAUCGUGGUGUUCGAUUGUCCAGUGACGAAGUGAAAAAGUUAGAAGCCAAUGUGGGUAAACUUCUAUCAACCAAUGGAUAUGUAUGA